AUGGCUCGUGCCCGCACCCCUCUCACUGCUGUCCUGGCCCUCGUGGUGGCCGCCGUCGUGCUUCGUCGCCUCAGCCCGGACUUCGUCCCGCCGCCCCAGGCGGUCGCGCGCAUUGAGCUUGACCAGGCCACCGGGGCCGUGGUGGCUGCCGGCCUGGCGGCCGUCUCCGCUCCUCAGCCGGCCCUGGCUGCUCGCGCCUCGGACGAGGACGACGAGGGCUUCGAUAUCCGCAUCCUGGCCGUGCUGGCAUUGCCACUCUUUGCCAUUUCCUGGGCCCUCUUCAAUGUGUGGCGUGUUGCCUUCCGGCAAGUGGUGCGCAUCGGCGAGAGUGCCAAGGGCAACUCCCUCUGA
Symbiodinium sp. CCMP2456 is the source of this 351-nucleotide messenger RNA. NCBI's taxonomy places the organism in Eukaryota, Dinophyceae, Suessiales, Symbiodiniaceae. The record is from the annotation of a GenBank genome assembly.